GUUCACUGUCCAUGGAAAUCAAAGCUCCCAGUCCAAGCAUGACACCUGACCCCACCUGACUCUGAUUCGACCAUCACACCGUGUCUGUUUUCAGACUUUCACCCCCUCCUCUCAUCCUGGUGUUUUGGUAUUAAAGUUGAAAAAAAUGGGCGCGUGAUCCUCAGCAGCUCGCGCCUCUGCCACGCGCGUGCGUGGGACAGGAAGCCAUCCCCUUGAACAGUUGCAGAUUGACAGGUGGGCUUUGACUGUCAGGGUGACGCUCGUGGAGGGGUGGAGUAAAGGAGAGGCCGGAGAGGCAGCUGGAUGUGUCUGUCUAUCAGUGGGAGCUGUCUCAGCGCACCGCAUCAGCCAAAGUGCGCACAUUUCACUGCCGCGAAAGCCCGUUUGGCGCUCUUUACGGUAAAGAAGAACUGUGAGGGGACGGCGGGGCUCGGUGGAGGCUCGGUGCGGGCUCAGAGGGCGGCCCUGCUGGGGGAUGAGUUUGGGGGGAAUUCGUCAAGUGUCCGUGCUGACAGUCGGAGGGACAGCGGAGCCGGAAUACUGAAACCAAAGGUGGAGACCGUCGGAGCUCGGGAACCCGGACGGGCGGAGAGACGGACACGUUUGGACUCCUAAAGGGAAGAAGGACGGAGGUCCCCGGGCUGAAGGAGGUCUAAAACAGUCCGGUGCUCCUGUUUGGAUGGAAACUGUCUGAAUCCACCUCUACGACAGACCGAAACCAGCACGAACCGUCCCCCUUCACCAUCCAGCCUGAUGAGUUUGUGUGGUCGGCAGAAGUUCCCGGACGAGCCCCGUUCGUCUGGAAUGAUCGAUAGAGAUUAAAAAUACACUAAGAAGGUUGAAAACAGACCCCCUCACCCUGUGAGGAAUCCUUCUCUCAGCCCGCUGAAGAAGAAGUGAGGAAACGCUUCCCGUCUCCUCGGUUUCCUCUCAGCUCCGCAUGAGAAGUCAGCGGGAAGUCCUGCAGCAGCAUGCCGAGGAGGAAGCAGCAAGCCCCGCGGCGGUCAGUAGCUUAUGGACCUGAAGAUGAAUUCAAGGUUGAUAAAACUGAUGAAGAGGAACAUCUGCAGGACGACGGUCUGUCCCUGGAUGGCCAGGAUGCAGACUUCCUCUUCAACGAUGACGAGGAGGCUGGGGAUCGCUUCAGCUGUCAGAACUCUCCCCUCAGCAAUGGCACUAACCCGGACGCUGGGUAUGCAUCUCCACUCAGCACCACCAGCGAUCAUAUGGUGGACCAUAAGACCACACCCUCCCACAGUGAUGAGGAGAAGAUGAAGGACAGAUUAGGGGAGAGCACAGACUCCAUCAAUGGGCUCUCGCUACAGGACAGUCUGGCACAAAUGAAAGCUGUCUAUGCAAACCUCAUCUCUGAUGCUUCCUGGUCCAGCAUCGCUCUGGAUAUACUGAAAAGCAAACAAGGAAACAGUUACACAGCUAGCAAUGGAAAUGGAAGCAGUUAUAAAGGGAGCAAUGGGUUUCUGCGCAGUCACAGCCCAGGCAACGUCAAUGUGAAGAGUAGAUGUAGCACGAGCAACGCCUCAACCACCACCAACACCACCACCAGCAGUACUACCACCAGAGCAGUAUCCAGCAACAGCACCAGUGGCACCAGUGUCAGCUCUGGUAGCACUGGAGGACUAGCCUAUGACUGGCACCAGGCAGCGCUGGCAAAGACCCUGCAACAUACCCCAUACCAGCUCCUCCCUGAGCCAAGCCUGUUCAGCACAGUGCAGCUCUACAGACAGAACAAUAAGCUCUAUGGCCCCGUGUUUACAGGAGCCAGCAAGUUCAGGUGCAAAGACUGCAGCGCAGCCUACGACACUUUAGUGGGCUUGACAGUGCACAUGAAUGAAACGGGUCACUACCGUGAUGACAACAAGGACACUGAGGAUGAUCGCAGCAAGAAAUGGUCUAAGCCACGGAAGCGUUCUCUGAUGGAGAUGGAGGGCAAAGAAGAUGCCCAGAAAGUUCUUAAAUGCAUGUACUGUGGUCACUCUUUUGAGUCCCUGCAAGACCUCAGUGUCCACAUGAUCAAAACAAAACAUUAUCAGAAAGUGCCUCUCAAAGAACCAAUGCCAGCCCUCACCUCAAAGUUAGUCCCCCCAACUAAAAAACGAGCCUUUCAAGACUUGAUCAUAUCCCCAAGUUCACCAGAGUCCAUCUCGUCUGGAAUACUUCUAGGAGAGUCUCCCAAAGACCAAAAAGUGGCCAAUCCAUACGUCACCCCGAACAAUCGAUACGGUUACCAAAACGGUGCCAGUUACACCUGGCAGUUUGAAGCACGCAAGGCACAAAUCCUCAAAUGCAUGGAGUGUGGAAGUUCACAUGACACCCUGCAGCAGCUAACAGCCCACAUGAUGGUCACUGGGCACUUUCUCAAAGUCACUAAUUCAGCCUCCAAGAAGGGGAAGCAGUUGGUUUUUGAUCCUGUGGUUGAGGAGAAAAUUCAGUCGAUUCCACUGCCACCAACAACCACACGACUCCCAGCACCAAACGAGAAGUCCCAGCCUGACUCUCCCCUGCAGCCUCCGAGUCCGGAGGAGGAGAAUGAAGAGAAGAAAGAGGAAGAGCCAGAGGGAGAGAACCUGGACGCUCAGGAACCAGUGGCAAAAAUCAAAGAGGAGAAGGAAGAAGUUUCAGAAAAAGCUGAGAAACCUGUAAAGACCAGAACUUACCAAUAUCUGACAGAAGAAGACUUGGAAGAGACGCCAAAAGGAGGCUUGGACAUCCUAAAGUCUUUAGAGAAUACAGUGUCCAGUGCAAUCAGCAAGGCCCAAACAGGCACCCCAACCUGGGGAGGAUACCCGAGCAUUCAUGCUGCAUAUCAGCUUCACGGGUCUUUAAAGUCCACCUUACCUUCAUGUGCACAGGUCCAACCUUUAUUCAGUAGCAACAGUUUGAAGGUAUUUCCCUCUGACACUGGCACCCUGAUCCACUCCCCUAACAGCCCCUCUCCACCUCCAAACCACAGGAGUAACGUUCUGGCCAUGGAGGAGCUGGUGGAGAAGGUGACAGGGAAAACUUCAGCCAAGAAUGAAAAGGAAGAGCACCCCAUAGAGACUAAAACCAGGUCUGUAAAGUCUCCAUUACCAGUACCUAAGGACAAACAGGUUUCACCCAGUCCAGAUACCGCCUUAAAGGCCGUGAGUACAGCAGAGGAGCAGACCGGCUCCAAAAGUAAAGAAGGAGAGCAGAGAGAAACAGAUGCUCAGAUAAAGAGGGAAGCUGAUUCACCAAAAAGGCCAGUCAGUAAUGGCUGCAGUCGCCUGAGCAUCAUCACUGAUCACUCCCCUGAACAACCCUCCGUCAACCCUCUCAGCGCUCUGCAGUCCAUCAUGAACAAUCACCUGGGCAAAGCUGCCAAAGUGGCCACCCCUUUCAUAGACCCGUUCUCAAUGCUGUAUAAGAUCAACAGUAAUGCUGCUCAGAUGAAGCCUGCAGAGCCUGCGGGUCAGUACCACAACGAUGAUCAGCCCAUGGACCUGACCAAAUCCAAACCCACCAACGGAAGUCCUGUUAGGGGGACCACAGCACCAAACGGCAGCAUGAACACUAAACCAGCCUUUAAAAGUUUCUCUCAGUCUUCAUCUCCACCUCUGAGGGAGAAUGCUCUGAUGGACAUUUCAGACAUGGUCAAAAACCUGACUGGCCGUCUGACGCCAAAGUCUACGACCCCGUCGUCUGUCUCUGAAAAGUCCGACGUAGACGGCUGUGCUUUUGAGGACAGUUUGGAGGAGUUAUCCCCCAUCCAGAGACGGAAAGGCAGACAGUCCAACUGGAAUCCCCAGCACCUCCUGAUUCUUCAGGCCCAGUUCGCCUCCAGUCUCAGGGAAACUCCUGAAGGAAAAUUUGUGAUUAGUGACUUGGGGCCCCAAGAACGGGUCCACAUUUGUAAAUUCACCGGUCUCUCCAUGACUACUAUCUCUCAUUGGCUGGCCAAUGUAAAGUACCAGUUAAAGCGCACAGGAGGCACAAAGUUCCUAAAAAAUAUCGACUCUGGUCAGCCGUUGUUUUUAUGCAGUGACUGUGCUUCCCAGUUCAGGACUCCAUCGUCCUACAUUCACCAUCUGGAGACCCAUCUGGGGUUUACCCUGAAGGACCUCUCCAAGCUUUCCAUCGAUUUAUUAGAACAGCAGGCGGUCAGCAGGUUAGAUGACAAGACUUUCAUUUCCUCUGGACUCUCUGAAGAAGACACAGGAUUAAUUUAUCAGUGCAAACUCUGCAGUCGGACAUUUGCCAGCAAACAUGCAAUCAAAUUGCACCUUUGCAAAACACAUGGGAAAACCCCAGAAGACCAUCUGAGCUUUGUGAAAGAGCUGGAAAAGUCUGACACACAAUGAAGAGAAAGCAGAGAGCACGACAGUUUCUUGUUGCACUAAAUCUCUAAGCUACAAUCUGUCAUAAUAGAUAGUGCCACAAGUGUCAGGAGUUCUGAGAACAUGCUAGCUAACUAUGACGUUCCCAUUACUGUUAAACUGAGCGUAGCGGUGCAGCAGCCAUGGCACUAUGUAGGCACUGACUGAUUGUUGCUUUUCUAAUGCACUGCAUCUUACCUGAGCCUUCCUGGGUAAAUGUCCAUCUGUUGUUUUAAACUGGACCAUGCUCUUAAUUGAUCACUGAAUGCUUUUACAUGACUGUUUCAACACAUAAAUAUUAUUUAUGAGACAGUGUGUGCAUGUUUAUCAUGAAUACAUGAGAAUAGAGGUGUCUCUGUGAAGGUUUAUGGAUGAAGAUGAAGUGAAACUGUAGACGGCCCAGCACUUUAAAGAAGUGAUGAAGAAUUAUGGGUAAAAAUGAGAACACAUCACAUCUUUGACUCUUCAUCCCCUCGGUCAUCAGGCAGCUGACGGACUAACGAAGAUGUCGUUAAGCAUUAAAUCACACGUGUUCCCCUCGUGACCAUUACUUCCUGGUUGUUCCAUGAUGUACAGUAUUUGAGUUCGUAGGCCACUGGUUUGAUUAUUGUGAAGCUAAAGUUGUAAAAAUAAUGACGUUUAAAACUUCUAUGAAUAUGGCAAGUAUGUGUACAUGUAUGUUAGCAUAUCUUGCUCUGUACAGUCCAACGUAAUUUGUACUGUGUGCAUUUUGAUAAUGUUAUUUUCUAGACAAACAUGGUAUAAAACUACAGAUUAUUGUUGGACCACAUUGUCCUUUUUCAGUAAAAAGUCGGUCCUCCAAUGUGCUUUACAUAAAAUAACUCUACAGGCAUCGUCUCUGAUGCAUGGUACUGUAUAUAGCAUUAAAACAGAUUUCCAGGUUUUAUCAUCCACAUGAUUAUUCAGAAUAACAUUCUUUUAUCCUCAGUUGUCAA
Molecule: messenger RNA, 5311 nt
Organism: Cheilinus undulatus (humphead wrasse)
Lineage: Eukaryota; Metazoa; Chordata; Actinopteri; Labriformes; Labridae
Product: teashirt homolog 1-like
Exons: 3
Coding region: 972-4340 (1122 amino acids)
Biological process (GO): regulation of transcription by RNA polymerase II
Cellular component (GO): nucleus
Molecular function (GO): DNA binding; DNA-binding transcription factor activity, RNA polymerase II-specific
Source: RefSeq, a predicted model, not a curated record